This is a messenger RNA of Verticillium alfalfae VaMs.102, 1383 nucleotides long. Its product is annotated as neutral amino acid transporter. Gene Ontology annotation, biological process: amino acid transmembrane transport. The coding region runs from base 1 to 1383 and encodes 460 amino acids. The transcript has 5 exons. Gene Ontology annotation, molecular function: amino acid transmembrane transporter activity. Lineage: Eukaryota; Fungi; Ascomycota; Sordariomycetes; Glomerellales; Plectosphaerellaceae. Gene Ontology annotation, cellular component: vacuolar membrane. The record is from RefSeq and is a predicted model, not a curated record.
AUGUUGAAAACAUGGAGUCGCAAGUCUCAACUGCAAGACAGUGGUUCGCCUUCCUCCGAGGUCGGUGAGGUCAUCGAUGAUCCUGCCUCAUCUCACGAUGCUGUCUUUGGCGACAUAUCGGGGAAAGGCCCCAACUACCGAAAUGUGGGAUGGCUUGGUACUGUAGCCCUCAUGAUGAAGACACAAAUCGGACUUGGCGUCCUGUCGAUCCCCGCGGCGUUCGACACGCUGGGUAUCGUCCCGGGUGUCCUCGUCUUGUGUGCCAUUUCUGCCAUCACAACAUGGUCGGACUACAUCGUCGGCGUCUUCAAGCUUAAGCAUCGCGAGGUGUACAGCAUCGAUGAUGCUGGCCAGCUUAUGUUUGGCCGCAUCGGUCGGGAGGUUUUGGGCUUUGCAUUCUGUCUUUCUGGAUCGGGCAUGCUGGGCAUCUCCAUCGGUCUCAAUGCUGUGUCCACCCACGGCACUUGCACCGCAGUAUUUGUCGCCGUGGCCGCCAUCGUUGGGUUUCUCUUCGGAAGCAUCCAGACCCUCGGUCGCAUCAGCUGGCUGGCAUGGAUCGGUCUGAUUUGCAUUCUUUCAUCCAUUCUCACCGUGACUGUCGCAGUCGGGAUCCAGGACCGCCCCGCGUCUGCGCCACAGACUGGCGAAUGGUCCUCCGACUUCAAGAUCAUCAACCACCCAUCCUUCACCGAGGCGAUCACGGCGGUAUCCGCCAUUGUCUUUGCGUUCGCCGGCACACCUGCCUUCUUCGCUAUCGCGUCGGAGAUGCGCGACCCCAAACUCUACACUCGGUCCCUCAUCAUCUGCCAGUCAGGCGUCACGGCCAUCUACAUUGCGAUCGGCUGUGUUGUGUACUAUUUCUGCGGCUCAUUUGUGGCGUCGCCUGCGUUAGGGUCUGCCGGAACAACCAUGAAGAAGGUGUGUUAUGGCCUGGCUCUGCCGGGCUUGAUGGUGACGACCGUUCUCGUGAUCCAUCUUCCUGGAAAAUACAUGUUCGUCCGCUUCCUCCGCGGCACCAAGCACCUCGCGUCCAACACAAUCAUUCACUGGGCCACUUGGUUCGGGUGCACCUUUGGCGUGACGGCCAUCGCCUACAUCAUCGCCAGCGCCAUCCCCGUGUUUGGCGGCCUCGUGUCUCUGAUCGGCGCGCUGCUCGGUACCUUCCUGUCGUUCAUGCCAAUGGGUUGCAUGUGGCUCUACGACAACUGGGCCAGGGGCAAGACGGAAAAGACGUUGGAGCUGGAGGCUGAUGGUUCUCUGGAGCGUCUUCGUCAUCGUGUCUGGUACAUUCCUGAUGAUCGCGGGAACAUACGGGUCUGUCGUGGGUAUCAUGAAUUCAUACAAGGAGUCUGGAGGUUCGGCGGCGUUUUCGUGCGCCGAUAA